AUGCAGUUAGAAACAUACUCCACUUUCCUGGAUAAGAUGUUCUAUGACUUUGUUCCACUGAUGUAAACCCAGCUUCGUUGCCAUUGUUUCCUGUUCCUGUUCGUGUUGCAGCCAUGCCACCCAAAAAGGAUUCAAAAGGGGGUUCUUCAAAGCAACCUCAGAAAACCCAGAAAAAAAAGGAAGGAGGAUCUGGAGGCAAAGCCAAGAAGAAGAAGUGGUCAAAAGGAAAAGUUCGUGAUAAGCUGAACAACCAGGUGCUCUUUGACAAGGCAACAUAUGAGAAACUGUUGAAAGAAGUACCUGCUUACAAACUUAUCACACCUUCUGUUGUUAGUGAAAGGUUAAAAGUACGAGGAUCUUUGGCUAGGCGCGCUUUGGAUGAACUGCUUCAAAAAGGUCUGAUAAAGCAGGUUAUAAAGCACCAUGCCCAGGUCAUCUACACAAGGACAACCAAAGGAGAUGACCCUCCAGCAUAAACCUGAUACAUUUAAGUGUACAUUAAAGUGAUAAUAAAAACUCAUAUAAUUUGUUUA
Molecule: messenger RNA, 533 nt
Organism: Schistocerca cancellata (South American locust)
Lineage: Eukaryota; Metazoa; Arthropoda; Insecta; Orthoptera; Acrididae
Gene: RpS25
Product: 40S ribosomal protein S25
Exons: 4
Coding region: 114-476 (120 amino acids)
Cellular component (GO): cytosolic small ribosomal subunit
Molecular function (GO): structural constituent of ribosome
Source: RefSeq, a predicted model, not a curated record